Linum tenue is the source of this 1203-nucleotide messenger RNA. The record is from the annotation of a GenBank genome assembly. NCBI's taxonomy places the organism in Eukaryota, Viridiplantae, Streptophyta, Magnoliopsida, Malpighiales, Linaceae.
AUGGAGAAAGGAAGAGCAUCUUCCUCUGGAGCAGAAUCUGCAGCAGCCUCCAGCUAUGGGAAACUGGCAACCAUCCUGAGCAUAGAUGGAGGAGGGAUCAAAGGGAUCAUCCCAGGUGUAAUGCUUGCUUACCUCGAGUCCAAACUUCAGGAGCUUGAUGGGGAGGGAGCCAGGAUUGCAGACUACUUCGAUGUGAUCUCAGGAACGAGCACUGGAGGCCUGGUGGCUACAAUGCUGGCUGCACCAAAUGAGAACAAGCGACCACUUUUUGCAGCAAAGGAAAUUGUGCAAUUCUACCUGGAGAACAGCCCCAAGAUCUUCCCACAGAACAGGCAACUGUGGAAAGUUCUUACUGGGCCGCAGUAUGAUGGCAAGUACUUGAGGAAGGCGAUAAGAAAGAUGUUGGGGAGCAGUAAGCUGCAUGACAGCUUGACCAAUUUGGUCAUCCCAACUUUCGACAUCAAGAAGCUCCAGCCAGUUAUCUUUUCUUCCUAUCAGGUGGAAGCAGUGCCAACUUCAGAUGCUCUGCUCUCGGACAUAUGCAUAUCCACAGCUGCGCCCCCAACUUUCUUCCCAGUUCAUUACUUCAAGAACCAAGACUCACAAGGCAACGUCAGAGAAUUCAAUCUAAUCGAUGGCGGCAUAGCUGCCAACAACCCUACUUUGGUUGCCAUAAAAGAAGUGACCAAGCAGAUCAUGAAGAACCCAGGCGGAUGCUCGAUGAAGCCAAUGGAGUACGGCCGGUUUCUGGUGAUCUCACUAGGGACAGGCUCCAACAAGACAGAAGAGAAAUACAAUGCCAAAACCGCUUCGAAAUGGGGCGUCAUAAGCUGGUUGUACCACAAGGGCUCUUCUCCAUUGAUCAGUUGCUACUCUGAUGCAAUCUCAGAUAUGGUUGAUUACCACAACUGUGUUGUUUUCAAAGCUCUGGAAUCAGAGGACAACUAUCUGAGAAUAGAUGAUGACAAGCUGCAAGGAGAUACUGUGUCCGCAGACUUGGCUACAGAGGAGAAUCUGAAUAAUCUAGUGAAAGUGGGAGAGAAUCUGUUGAAGGGCCCUGUAACUCGGAAGAAUCUAGACACUGGACGCUACGAACCUGUAGAGAACGGUGGCACCAAUGAAGAAGCACUUCAAAGGGUUGCAAAGCUACUUUCAGAAGAGAGGAAGUACCGGCUGCGGUCGCUGCCAAGGAAUGCAGCCUGA